ACGCCUCCUGUCAACUAAAGUCCGAGGUGCUUUCGAUGCCCAUGGCCAUGUGUGUGUAAUGUGGCUGACGAUUAUUCGAGAGAAUGAAUUCAUAUGACAUAUUUCGCAAAUUAACAAGAGGUAUCAAUUUUAACCAAAAGAGGUUUAAAGGAGAGCUGCAUAGAAUAGGGGUAAUUUCCAGACAUGAAAAGGAUAUAGAAGUUGGUGAGGCAGAAGUUCUCUCUAAUGAGGACUCAAAAGUAAACGAAAUAAAAUCUGAAGAAGGAGGAACAAGUCUGGCUGAAGGAAAUACAGAUGUAGACUUCAAUGGUGGUGUUAAAAUCUUGGGUGAUCUUCAUUUUAGCAAAGAGUUGAGUAAAUCCAAGAGAAAGAAGAAGAGAAAGAAAGAACUGGCAGAUGGGGAAACUGAAGAACAAAGGGAAAAACAGAGACUCCUUGAGCUGAAGACAGAACAGAUUAAUCGUGCUCGUAACCAGAAUGGCAUCCAUGUCUGGGGAACAGAUAUACCUGGUCCUAUUUUAUUCCUUGACGAGUUAAAAACGGAAUAUAAUGUUGCAGAAGUUAUAGUGGAUAAUCUUCGUAAUCAGGGGUUUGUCGAACCAAUGCCCAUUCAGAUGCAAGCUUGGUCGCUCAUGUUACAAGGAAGGGAGAUACUCGCAAGUGCUCCUACUGGCUCAGGAAAGACUGCAGCAUUCCUUGUUCCUAUCCUUCACCAGCUAGAAGGGCCUCGUAAGAAAGGCUUUCGUGCUGUGCUGUUAGCACCAACUCGUGAAUUAGCCAAGCAGACACAUAGAGAAUGUGUUCGUUUAUCGGAAGGACUAGGAUUUCGAGCUCACAUUAUAAGUAACGUUAAUAGAGCUAAGAAGAAAUUUGGUCCUAAUUCUUCCAAAAAAUUUGAUAUUUCUUGUAACAACCCUCCUAAACGCUUGGUAUUCUUACUACAAGAUGGAGAUACCCCAAGUGUUGAUUUAUCAAAUGUUGAGUGGCUUGUGAUUGAUGAAAGUGACCGACUGUUUGAAGGAGGAGUCAGUGGUUUCCGCGAUCAGUUAGCUAUUAUUUAUCAAGCUUGUACUAAUUCCAACAUCAGACGGGCUCUUUUCUCGGCAACCUUUGCUUAUGAAGUGCAGGAGUGGUGUAAAUUAAAUUUAAACAAUGUUGCCAUGGUGUCUAUUGGUAACAGAAAUACAGCCUCAGGAGAUGUUAAGCAGGAGUUACUAUUUUGCGGGGCAGAACAUGGAAAGUUGGUAGCUCUUCGUGACAUCCUUAGAAAGGGUUACAAACCUCCUGUGUUAGUGUUUGUCCAGACCAAGGAAAGAGCUAAAGAAUUAUUCCGGGAGCUCAUAUAUGAAAACAUUAUGGUUGAUGCUAUUCAUGCAGAUCGUACACAGACCCAGCGUGACAAUGUAGUUCGUGCCUUCAGGGAGCGUAAAAUAUGGGUUUUGAUAUGCACAGAGUUGAUGGCUCGAGGUAUAGACUUCAAGGGUGUGAACUUAGUCAUUAAUUAUGACUUCCCACCAUCUGUCAUUAGCUACAUCCACAGAGUGGGGCGAACAGGUCGAGCGCAGCACAAGGGAAGGGCAAUAACUUUUUGGACGUUGGAAGACAAACCUAACCUUCAGAGCAUUGCUCAAGUGAUCCAUAACUCUAAACAAGAAGUACCAGAGUGGAUGCUGACUCUGAAGAAACUAAGUAAGAGACAGAAGCAGCAACAGCAGCAAAAUAUUCCAGAGAGAGGCCAUAUUUCUGCAUAUGAUGUGUACAGAGAACAGAGUAGAAUUCAGGAAAAGAUAAAGCAGAAAAGACUUUUCAAACUCCAGAAGAGAGCAGCAAAAGCAGCAGCUGCGGUGAUGGAAGGAGAAACUGGUGAGACAACAAUGUCUUUAGAAGAUGGUGAAGUGAGCACUGUCGAUGACAUUCCAUCAAGUGACAUAAAACCUCAAGGAAAAAAGAGAAAAAACAAGGGUUCUGGUCUCGGCAAUCCAAAGAAGAAGAAGAAAUUAGGCCAAAACAACCAGAAUCCAAAUAAGAAGAAGAAAUUGGGGCAAAACAAAGUAAUUGGCUCAAAACUCAGCAAUUCAAAAAAGAAGAAAAAGAUCUGGACAAAAACAAAUCAGUGACUGAACAAAAGAAGAGAAAAAAAUGAAGCAAGUGAAAGUAGUUUGUUAAAUAUGUCUUUUCUAAUAAACUUACACUACCA
Molecule: messenger RNA, 2197 nt
Organism: Macrobrachium nipponense
Lineage: Eukaryota; Metazoa; Arthropoda; Malacostraca; Decapoda; Palaemonidae
Gene: ais
Product: probable ATP-dependent RNA helicase DDX52
Exons: 14
Coding region: 84-2117 (677 amino acids)
Biological process (GO): maturation of SSU-rRNA
Molecular function (GO): ATP binding; nucleic acid binding; RNA helicase activity
Source: RefSeq, a predicted model, not a curated record